Drosophila teissieri is the source of this 546-nucleotide messenger RNA. RefSeq lists its product as uncharacterized. The record is from RefSeq and is a predicted model, not a curated record. Bases 104 to 394 code for a protein of 96 amino acids. The transcript is spliced from 2 exons. NCBI's taxonomy places the organism in Eukaryota, Metazoa, Arthropoda, Insecta, Diptera, Drosophilidae.
AUGAUUUUAAAAAUCUAAUGUCGAUUGUUGUACUGGCUUUCCAAAAAAACAUCCAUACGAAAAUAUCAAAAAACCUUUUUAAAAAAACAAGAAAAGUUUCAAAAUGUCUGAGAGUAACGCUACUGUGAAACACGUCAUCGGUUGUCCCGAUCGAGCCUCCAUGGAGCGCUUCAAGUGGUCGAUGGUGUUGCCUUCUGUGGAACCCCGACCCCGUGAAUUUUCGAUGGAAACUGCUGAGGAUUGGGAUGCCGAGUCGCCAACUCCGACUUGCAAUCCAAACAGUCACUGCGAGAGGAAUAUGGUCAUCCGCAAUCUACAAGGAGCUCCGCCUGCAGCUCGUCGAGAAUUUCGCGAACGCCAGCGCAAACGAUUCAAGGAACAGAAUCAGUUCUAGAUGUGCUACGUUAGGUCCAGGAUCAAGCUUACGGACAGUAAAAUAAUGAGCAAAGCCCCAAAAGAUCUUUGAAAUUACAUUUUUUAUUACAAGCCCCUUUUUAAUAAUAUCCAUUUACUGUCAAAGGUAACAAGCCUCUUAUCUAAAGUGCU